This is a messenger RNA of Penicillium taxi, 738 nucleotides long. Its product is annotated as dolichyl-phosphate beta-D-mannosyltransferase. The record is from RefSeq and is a predicted model, not a curated record. The coding region runs from base 1 to 738 and encodes 245 amino acids. The transcript has 2 exons. Gene Ontology annotation, biological process: GPI anchor biosynthetic process; protein O-linked glycosylation via mannose. Gene Ontology annotation, molecular function: dolichyl-phosphate beta-D-mannosyltransferase activity. Lineage: Eukaryota; Fungi; Ascomycota; Eurotiomycetes; Eurotiales; Aspergillaceae. Gene Ontology annotation, cellular component: endoplasmic reticulum membrane.
AUGAGUACCACUAAGAACAAGUACUCGGUCAUUCUGCCGACCUACAAUGAACGGAGAAACCUCCCAAUUAUUAUCUGGCUGAUCCAGAGAACUUUCAAAGAGAACAACUUGGAUUGGGAGGUCAUCGUUGUUGACGACGGCUCCCCUGACGGAACCCUCGAAAUCGCAAAGCAGCUGCAGAAGCUGUACGGCCCCGAACACAUCAUUCUCAAGCCCCGCCAGGGCAAGCUCGGUCUAGGCACCGCCUAUGUUCACGGUCUGCAAUAUGCUACUGGUAACUUCAUCAUCAUCAUGGACGCCGACUUCAGCCACCACCCCAAGUUCAUCCCCGAGAUGAUCCGCAUUCAGAAGGAGAACGAUGCCGACAUCGUCACCGGUACCCGUUAUGCGAAUCGCGGGGACAUCAAGGGUGGUGUCUACGGCUGGGACCUGUUCCGCAAGUUCACCUCGCGCACUGCCAAUCUGAUUGCGGACGUCAUGUUGAUGCCUGGUGUUAGCGACUUGACUGGUAGCUUCCGCUUGUAUAAGAGAUCGGUUCUGCAGAAAGUCAUCACUAGCACUCAAAGCAAGGGCUACAGCUUCCAGAUGGAGAUGAUGGUUCGUGCCAAGGCAAUGGGUUACAAGGUUGACGAGUGCCCCAUUACCUUUGUUGACCGUCUCUACGGUGAGAGCAAGUUGGGUGGAUCUGAGAUUGUGGAGUAUCUCAAGGGUGUUCUGACCCUGUGGCUGAAGGUUUAA